ACAAUAUCUAUUCUAGCCAGCCCGUUUGAUUGCCUAUAAAUAUUCUGCAUCCAUAUUGAUCACCGCCCCUAAUUUCAAAUUCCGCGCCAGCUUCUCUCUUUCGGCAAAUUGAAAAACACUUUCCCUCCCGCUCCCAACUUGCUCCUCUCCAUUUUUCUUCUGCGUAAAACUCGUUGCGAUCGAGUUUUUUUGCUAGUACAGAUCACAAUGGAACUAGAAGUUGUUGAUGUCACAAAAAAGCGCCUGAAAUAUUCUGUGGAGGAUAAUGAAACCACAGUGACCGAUAGUGAUGUUGCUAAGGCUGUAGAAGAAGAAACUGCAGUUGCCACAUUGGUGUCAGAGCAGGUGGAGCUGGAGAUUGCUAAUAUUCUUGACAAGAUCAACCGUUUCACUAAUCUGGUCUCUGAACUGCUGGAAUCAGGGAAGUCCAUGCUGAAGGAAGUGAGUAAUGAGUUUGAAGAACGAAUGAUUGUAAUACACAAGGAACAAAUGGAAAAGUGGCAAGAAGAGAUUAAGGAACUGCGCUUGCUUGACACUUCAAAUGAGGAGGCUGAUCGUCUUUUGCUGAAUGCUAAAUAUAUAGCUCAGAAUAUCCGGGAAGAAUCCGGAGCUAUUUGCCCUAUGCUAUAGCUUCUCUACAGUAAGCUGUUGUUCACGUUAUCCUGGGUAAUGGACUGCAUUUCUUAUGUUUUUUGUUAUCUAGAUUGGUAUUUCUGCUCUCACUAAAAGAACAAAGACAGAGCCUUACAUGAUCCAAAAAAGAGUAGCAAAAUAAUAGCCUUUGUAGAAUUGCUUUACAUUUUGUUGCUAACUGGUGUAAAGCUGCUUAAUUUUUCCCGACAAACUUCAUACUACAAGUUUCCUGACUGAGAAGUCUUAUAGAUGGUGAACUUUUGGUGGACAAA
Molecule: messenger RNA, 905 nt
Organism: Capsicum annuum
Lineage: Eukaryota; Viridiplantae; Streptophyta; Magnoliopsida; Solanales; Solanaceae
Exons: 5
Coding region: 208-630 (140 amino acids)
Source: RefSeq, a predicted model, not a curated record